Colletotrichum scovillei is the source of this 2548-nucleotide messenger RNA. RefSeq lists its product as uncharacterized. The record is from RefSeq and is a predicted model, not a curated record. Gene Ontology annotation, biological process: protein N-linked glycosylation; cell wall mannoprotein biosynthetic process. The transcript is spliced from 5 exons. The coding region runs from base 693 to 1907 and encodes 404 amino acids. Gene Ontology annotation, cellular component: mannan polymerase complex. NCBI's taxonomy places the organism in Eukaryota, Fungi, Ascomycota, Sordariomycetes, Glomerellales, Glomerellaceae. Gene Ontology annotation, molecular function: alpha-1,6-mannosyltransferase activity.
CCUUUCUCAAUUCCUUCCCCUUCCUGCUGGGCUUACCCGAACGUCCCUCGCUCUUGGUCUUCUUGCCCUCGACAAAACUUCUGGCCGAAUUCAUCUCGCAUUCCCUUUGAGGACCUCAACAAGGUUGGAAGAGCACCAAAGUACACCUUUGCACACCCGCCUUGAGAGCGCGAACUGCAUCGCACCGCAUACCACCUUAUCCUUCAACGGGAUCCCUGAUACUGAGUCGCCCUGCUACCUAUCUCUGGACCUCUCAACCCUUAUCAACUCAAUCGACGACCUUUUGGCUUUCGUCAGCCUUGGCCCACCCCCUUCUGGAGACUGUGUGCUGCAACCAGUGCUGUCUAUCGGACGACACGAAACUGCCCAAUCAGUUAACCUCCUGCUUCCGUCUGCCUCAGCAAUUUGAUUAUCGACUCGGACUUGUCUUGGGGAGGCUUGUGCUACUUCAUCUUUUGUUUGCGCGACAUCACCGACCGUCGGCCGCCCUUAAGCGAUACUUGCAGCUCCAACCUGGCGCAACGACAGCGACGAUAAGUCAACAACUACGACCUCUAGAGGGCGCUCUCACGUCUGCAAUUCUGCGACUGUGGACACUCGCCGUGCCGGGGUACCUAUCGGUCACUUUCUUCUUUCUAUAAAGACGCGUUUUUCGGGUGGUGUCAAAGACCACCCUUUCAUUCUCAGGAGCCAUGCUUCUUCCCAAAGGCGGAAUCAACUGGAAGUCUGCCCAGGCAAGACUACCUCCCACCAGAGCAGUAUGGUCCUUCUUGACUAGAACGCGCUUUCUUCUCCUUGUUGCCCUGACCGGCACCAUUCUGCUACUAUGGCGCGGUAUUCGCUCCUCAGCUUCGGAAAUGCAGAGCUUCUACUGCUGGGGCCCCGCGAAACCCCCCAUGGAGAUGUCGCUCAAUGAGCAAGCUUCGUGGGCCGGUCACCUUCAGACCCCCGUCAUCUUCAACCACCACGAGCCCCUGGAGAUCAACCAUACCUCCAUCAUCCACGUCGACCUCAACCCUAUCAAGUCCACGCGCAAGGCCGUUACCAACGAGGAGCGCGUUCUGAUUCUCACGCCUCUCAAGGAUGCUGCUCCGUAUCUGUCAAAGUACUUUGAGCUGAUUGCCGAGCUGACCUACCCUCACCACCUGAUCGAUCUCGCCUUCCUUGUCGGUGACUCCAAGGACGAUACCCUCGCCGUUCUCGCUUCCGAGCUGGACCGCAUCCAGGGCCGUCCUGACAAGAUCCCCUUCAACAGCGCCAUGGUUGUCGAGAAGGACUUUGGUUUCGAGCUUAGCCAGAGCGUUGAGGAACGCCACUCGUUCAAGGCCCAGGGUCCCCGACGAAAGGCCAUGGGCAAGGCUCGCAACUACCUCCUUUCUGCUGCCAUGAAGCCCGAGCACUCUUGGGUCUACUGGCGUGACGUGGACAUCGUUGACAGCCCCAAGAAGAUUCUGGAAGAUUUCAUUGCCCACGAUACCGACAUCCUCGUGCCGAACAUUUGGUUUCACCGCUACCGCGAUGGCCGUGACAUCGAGGGUCGCUUUGACUACAACUCUUGGGUCGAGUCUGAUAAGGGUCGUAGACUGUCAGCCAGCUUGGACAAGGACGUCGUUCUCGCCGAAGGAUACAAGGAGUACGAUACUGGACGCAGAUACAUGGCCAAGGAAGGCGACUGGCGCAACAAUAAGGAUGAUGAGCUCGACCUCGAUGGUAUUGGUGGCGUCAACAUUCUCGUAAAGGGAGAUGUCCACAGAUCAGGAAUCAACUUCCCGUGUUACGCCUUCGAGAACCAGGCCGAGACAGAAGGCUUUGCCAAGAUGGCCAAGCGUGCUGGUUACCGAGUCGUCGGUCUACCCAACUACGUCGUAUGGCACAUUGACACUGAGGAGAAGCCCGGAAACGCAUGAUUUCAUUAAGGAUGCGUUUUUAGCCUAAUUCCUUCCGAUUGUACGACGAUUUUUUCCGACUUGGUCCGCGGAAUGCGGCUGGCGGAGCACAGCACUGUAUGACCACGUAACGAUACACACACAUGGUACUUGGGAGCGUUUCACGAGGAGGCAUUUCCGGAUACUGGUCCCAAGCUUCUUGGCCCACGAAUAAUGGGUGGGAGGCCAAAGUGUUGGUAAAUGCCUCGGCUGCUCUGGUAACCACGAGCUCGACUUUGCGCCACAUAUAUAUCUGACGACAACCUGACCUUUCUUUGGCUCGACGUCGGUUACUUGAAUGAGCUAGCCAUGAAACGCAAGACGGACGAAAAGAAGAGGGAUGCUCUUUUGGCGACUCAUACCGCAUGAAAGGAUGCCUCGCUGUAAUAAUAGACUUGGUUACAUCACCCGUUAGCAUAGGAGGGGGAAAGGUAACGCCCAACAUAGGAAGGGGAGCCCCCUAUUCGGCCUCGGACUUUGGUAUGUGGUGACGCAAGCAGCACUUUAUGGAGAGAAGAGUUGCUUGGUGAAGUUUCCUCUCGACGAAUGAGUGUGAUAUCUAGGGUAUGAGGAAACUCUGGAGUUCAAAGAGGCGUAAUUUAUACAUUUUGAUUUGUCCCGAA